This is a messenger RNA of Fukomys damarensis (Damara mole-rat), 1743 nucleotides long. RefSeq names its product leucine-rich repeat-containing protein 15-like. Gene Ontology annotation, molecular function: protein binding. The record is from RefSeq and is a predicted model, not a curated record. The transcript has a single exon. Lineage: Eukaryota; Metazoa; Chordata; Mammalia; Rodentia; Bathyergidae.
AUGCCACUGAAACACUACCUCCUCCUGCUGGCGGGCUGCCAGGCCUGGGCUGCCGCCUCAGCCUACUACGGCUGCCCCAGCGAGUGCACCUGCUCCCGGGCCUCGCAGGUGGAGUGCACGGGUGCGCGCAUCGCCGUGGUGCCCACGCCCCUGCCCUGGAACGCCAUGAGCCUGCAGAUCCUCAACACGCACAUCACGGAGCUCAGCGAGGCCCCGUUCCUCAACACCUCGGCCCUGGUCGCCCUGCGGAUCGAGAAGAAUGAGCUGUCCAGCAUCCUGCCCGGGACCUUCCGCAACCUGGGCUCGCUGCGCUACCUCAGCCUGGCCAACAACAAGCUGCAGGUCCUGCCCGUCGGCCUCUUCCAGGGCCUGGACAACCUCGAGUCGCUGCUGCUGUCCAGCAAUCAGCUGGUGCAGAUCCAGCCGGCCCACUUCUCGCAGUUCAGCAACCUCAAGGAGCUGCAGCUGCACGGCAACCACCUGGAGUACAUCCCGGACGGCGCCUUCGACCACCUGGUGGGGCUCACCAAGCUCAACCUGGGCAAGAACAGCCUCACCCACCUGUCGCCGCGUGCCUUCCAGCACCUGGGCAACCUGCAGGUGCUACGGCUGUACGAGAACAGGCUGGCCGACAUCCCCAUGGGCACCUUCGACGGGCUGGGCAGCCUGCAGGAGCUGGCCCUGCAGCAGAACCAGAUCGGCACGCUGUCGCCCGGGCUCUUCCACAACAACCGCAACCUGCAGCGGCUCUACCUGUCCAACAACCACAUCUCCCAGCUGCCGCCCGGCAUCUUCAUGCAGCUGCCCCAGCUCAACCGGCUCACGCUGUUCGGCAACAACCUCAAGGAGCUGUCGCCGGGCGUCUUCGGGCCCAUGCACAACCUGCGCGAGCUCUGGCUGUACGACAACCACAUCUCCACCCUGCCCGACAACGUCUUCAGCAACCUGCGCCAGCUGCAAGUGCUGAUCAUCAGUCGCAACCAGAUCAGCUUCGUCUCCCCCGGCGCCUUCAACGGGCUGUCGGAGCUGCGCGAGCUGUCGCUGCACACCAACGCGCUGCAGGAGCUGGACGGGAGCGUGUUCCGCGCCCUGGCCAACCUGCAGAACGUGUCCCUGCAGAACAACCGCCUCCGCCAGCUCCCGGGCAACCUCUUCGCGCACGUCAACGGGCUCACGACCAUCCAGCUGCAGAACAACCAGCUGGAGAACCUGCCGCGGGGCAUCUUCGACCACCUGGGCAACCUGUGCGAGCUGCAGCUCCAGGACAACCCCUGGCGGUGCGACGCGGACAUCCUGCCGCUCCGCAACUGGCUCCUGGUCAACAGGGCCCGGCUGGGGACCGACGCCGUCCCGCUGUGCUCCAGCCCGGCCGACGUCCGAGGCCAGUCGCUCGUCAUCAUCAGCGUCAACGUCGCCGCGCCCAGCGCCUAGGCCCCCCCAGACCCCCGCGUCUACCCCGAGACGCCGCGGUACCCGGGUGCGGACACGCCCGGCUAUGACGACAUCACGGCCGUGUCCCCCACCGCCACGGAGACCGCCGCUGCGGGCGACUCCACCGACCUGACCACCAUCGGGGGCACCGACGCCCGGGACUCGGACAGCACGAGCGGCCUGGCCAUCGCCGCCAUCGUCAUCGGCAUCGUGGCCCUGGCCUGCUCGCGCGCCGCCUGCAUCUGCUGCUGCUGCUGCAAGAAGAGGAGCCAGGCGGUCGUGAUGCAGAUGAAGGCCCCCAACGAGUGUUAG